CCCCAUCCAAAGUGCUCAUUUUUCAUCUCACUAAAAAGAACCAAACUCAUAAAGCAAAAUUUUAUAGCCGUUUCUAUUCUCUCUCUUUCUCAAAAGUUUCUAUCUUUAGAGCCGCAUGUUCUUCUUCUCUUUCUUUUGCCUAUCAGAUAAUGUAAAGCCCAGCAAAGUUUUAGCAAAGAUUUCUCUCUAAAAAUUUUGAAAGACAAACGUAAAAAGGGUUUUUCUUUUCUUUUUCCUUGAAGAAUGGCUUUGGGUAAGUUCUUGGGUCUGUUUCUUAUCCACAUUGCUCUGCUUUUGGGCUUGUGUUUUGCUGGAGAUCCGUUUGUUUUCUAUGAUUUUGAGGUCUCUUACAUCACUGCUUCUCCUCUGGGUGUUCCCCAACAGGUUAUUGCUAUUAAUAACAAGUUUCCUGGUCCCACUAUCAAUGCAACUACUAACAACAAUGUCGUUGUCAAUGUUCGAAACAAAUUGGACGAGAGUUUACUCAUCCAUUGGUCUGGGAUUCAACAGAGGCGUAGUUCAUGGCAAGAUGGACUUCCUGGAACUAAUUGUCCAAUUCCUCCAAAGUGGAACUGGACUUACCAGUUCCAGGUUAAGGACCAAAUUGGGAGUUUCUUCUACUUUCCAUCACUGCACUUCCAGAGAGCGGCUGGUGGUUUUGGCGGCUUUAUGAUAAACAAUAGGGAUAUUAUUCCAAUUCCUUUUGACACCCCUGAUGGGGACAUUACCAUUAUGAUUGGUGAUUGGUACACACGCAACCACACGGCUUUGAGAAAGGCACUUGAUGCUGGAAAAGACCUAGGGAUGCCUGAUGGAGUUCUUAUUAAUGGAAAAGGCCCUUACCGAUAUAAUGAUACUCUUGUACCUGAUGGCAUCAAUUAUGAAACGAUUAACGUUCACCCUGGGAGAACUUACCGCCUUCGAGUGCACAAUGUGGGAAUAUCAACCUCCUUAAAUUUCAGGAUUCAGAGCCAUAAUUUGCUUCUGGCAGAGACUGAGGGAUCAUAUACAGUGCAGCAGAACUACACUAGCUUAGACAUACACGUAGGACAGUCUUAUUCUUUUCUCCUAACCACCGAUCAGAAUGCAAGUACUGAUUACUACAUUGUAGCAAGUGCUAGAAUGGUUAAUGAAUCACUGUGGAAACGAGUUACUGGUGUUGCCAUUUUGCGUUAUUCAAAUUCAAAAGGAAAGGCAGCUGGUCCCCUCCCUGAUCCACCACAGGAUGAAUAUGACAAAACCUUUUCAAUGAACCAAGCAAGAUCUAUCAGAUGGAAUGUAUCCGCCAGUGGUGCUCGCCCUAACCCACAGGGAUCUUUUAGAUAUGGUUCAAUCAAUGUGACAGAAAUUUAUGUGUUGCAAAACAAGCCACCAGUGACUAUUGAUGGGAAACGUCGAACAACACUCAGUGGGAUAUCAUUUGUCAAUCCUGCUACACCAAUCCGGCUUGCUGACCAGUUCAAGGUUAAGGGGGUGUACAAGCUUGAUUUUCCCAAAGCACCACUUACAGGGUCACCUAAGAUGGAAACAUCCGUAAUUAAUGGAACGUAUAGGGGAUUUAUGGAAGUUAUCCUGCAGAACAAUGACACCAAGGUGCAGAGCUAUCACAUGAGUGGAUAUGCAUUUUUCGUUGUUGGAAUGGAUUAUGGUGAGUGGUCAGAGAAUAGCAGGGGCACAUAUAACAAGUGGGAUGGCAUUGCCCGCACCACAACACAGGUUUAUCCUGGUGCGUGGACGGCAAUCUUGAUAUCACUUGACAACGUUGGAGUCUGGAACCUCAGAACAGAAAACCUUGACUCGUGGUAUCUUGGCCAAGAAACAUAUGUCAGGGUUGUCAAUCCAGAGGCUACGAACAAAACUGAAUUCCCUAUGCCAGACAACGUGCUCUAUUGUGGGGCCCUCAGCAAAUUGCAGAAGCCGCAGGAUAUCUCUUGGGCAACAUCAAUCACAGGCAGUAGAUCGAAACUGUUCUUCACGGUGCUGAUGAUUACCUCUGCACUACUUUUCCUUUCUCGCUAGGUGUUUUCCUUUGGGGUGUCUGUGUUGCUUGUCAGAGCCUAGCUUCCCACGUAAGGUUUGUGGUUGUGUGUUUAGGUGUGUAAGUGUAGUCUUGUUGAUAUGAAUCUUGGGUGACUUUGACAUGUAUUUUUUUUUGUUGACAAUGUUGUUAAUGCUCCCGGGGUUCCUUGUUUAAUUUGUUGGGAAUAUCAUUCUUUUAAUACCUAUAAUUUAUGUACUGAUGACAAUUCAUCAAUUUUCAAUACAGUUUAACCUCAUGUGUCUAGAUUUA
Molecule: messenger RNA, 2290 nt
Organism: Theobroma cacao (cacao)
Lineage: Eukaryota; Viridiplantae; Streptophyta; Magnoliopsida; Malvales; Malvaceae
Product: monocopper oxidase-like protein SKU5
Cellular component (GO): plasma membrane
Molecular function (GO): oxidoreductase activity; copper ion binding
Source: RefSeq, a predicted model, not a curated record